Molecule: messenger RNA, 459 nt
Organism: Hydatigera taeniaeformis
Lineage: Eukaryota; Metazoa; Platyhelminthes; Cestoda; Cyclophyllidea; Taeniidae
Source: the annotation of a GenBank genome assembly
AUGCCAGGUUCGCCAAGCGAGGAGAGUUUGGAAGAGCUGCGAGAGGUGUUUGCCCUCUUCGAUCGCGAUCACAAUGGAUACAUGUCGCUGUCGGAGCUGAAGACCAUGAUGAAGCAAUUCAAUCGAGCCUGCACAAGCGAUGAGGCUAAGGAGAUCUUCAGCAACUUGGAUAAGAACCACGAUGGGCGUAUCGACUUUCGUGAAUUUGUUAGUCUCAUGCAACCGUUACUGGAUGAGAGUAAGAGCGGAGACUUUUACUUCCGCAUUGCUUUUGCCUUCUUUGAUAAGAAUGGCGAUGGGAAUAUUACCACUGCGGAGUUGAAACAAUUGCUUCAUAAUCUGCACCUCAAGCUGACAGACAACGAGGUGGAUGAAAUGAUCACUGAAGCUGAUCUUGAUCACAAUGGUAUUGUCUCAUAUGAGGAGUUCAAGAAUAUGAUGGGUAGGAGUCACCCCUGA